This is a messenger RNA of Branchiostoma belcheri (Belcher's lancelet), 1259 nucleotides long. RefSeq names its product calcyphosin-like protein. The record is from RefSeq and is a predicted model, not a curated record. The coding region runs from base 108 to 728 and encodes 206 amino acids. Gene Ontology annotation, molecular function: calcium ion binding. The transcript has 5 exons. NCBI's taxonomy places the organism in Eukaryota, Metazoa, Chordata, Leptocardii, Amphioxiformes, Branchiostomatidae.
CUGCUGCGCCGCCAUUUUGAAAGUAACGGGGAUGUUUUGUGAAAGAACGAUCGAGAAAUAACGGGACAGACCUUUCAGUGCGUUGGUGAAUUUGUUAAAUCUUCGAGAUGGCGGGAACGGCGAGACAUGAUUACGAGAUGAGACAGAAGGCGAAACAACAGCUGAGAUCGUGUAAGGACCCGGUUGAACUCCUCAGACUACAGUGUCUAUCACGGGGAUCGUCAGGGAUCAAGGGUUUGGGAAGAGUGUUCAGAAUCAUGGACGACGAUGCCAACAGGAAGCUGGACUUUGCCGAGUUCAAGAAGGGCCUGCGGGACUACGGGCUCUCCCUUGAGCCUGGCGAGGUGCAGACCAUGUUUGGUCACUUCGACAAGGAUGGCAGCGGCUCCAUCGACUUUGACGAAUUCCUUCUAAAUCUCAGGCCCCCCAUGUCCAAAGCUAGGAAAGAGGUCAUCAUGCAGGCCUUCAACAAACUGGACAAGACCGGGGAUAACGUCAUCACGAUCGCUGACCUGAAGGGAGUCUACAACUGCAAACACCAUCCCAAAUACAAGAGUGGGGAGUGGACAGAGGACCAGGUGUUUGGGGAGUUCCUCAAGAGUUUUGAUGAGAACAUGGAUGGGACUGUGAACCAUGACGAGUUUUUCAACUACUAUGCGGGAGUCAGCGCAUCAAUAGAUAACGACGCCUACUUCAUUCUUAUGAUGAGGAACGCAUGGAAGCUUUGACGGGGUCGGUGGCUGGUAGGAGAGACGUUGACGCGUUCAAUCCGUUACACACGUCAUCGCGUCAGCCUGGGUUGGCACAGCGCUUGCUGUCCCCAGGAUCCGAUCUGCUGUACCUACGGAUGGCUGUCCCACAUCCCUGGGUACAGCAGGGGAUCGUGUGCCGAGGCAGGCUGACGCCAUACGUGUUUCUGUAGAUCGACAGCCUAGCAAGCGUGUGACAUAAAAAGUAGCUGCUUUCUUGAUACAGUAGACAAAAAACUAGACAGCUUGUCCUGGGAAGUUUAGGCCUUUGACAUGCUGGUAGUUGUUUUAGUUUGCCAACAAAAGUGACUUUAGAUGGCAGUGUUGCUUGUUUGUAAAAAAGUAUCUGAAAACGUAGAUAGCACACCAUUGGAAGUUCAUUCCUUUGGCAUGCUGUUAGACUUAUUUGUUCUAGGAAGAAAAGCUGCGUUAGAGAUUGUGCUAUGUCGAUCUGGUUGUGGAUUGGAUGAACAUCUUACACAUGCUCACAUACUGUGUGUAUAACCUCAG